AUGCUCAAAGUCAGGACAAUCAUACAGGAUCGCAAGUUGGAAGGGAGGAAGACCACUAAGCUGUGCGUGGUCGUGCUCUCGGUGUUCAAACAUAUUGUGAGAUAUUCGGCUGGAUCUAGUUCAAACACUGGAUUGCUGUAUGAAAGUGGUCCACCAAACCCAUCAGGCAGUGAAUUACUGAAGUUGCUGACUGGUGACGUGGAUGACGUUGGUGAAUUAGAAGCUGAGGAAACUCCUGACGAGGACCGUUCGCUAGUUGUCGACAACGACGCCGAUUCGUGA
Messenger RNA from Haemonchus placei, 282 nucleotides. The record is from the annotation of a GenBank genome assembly. NCBI's taxonomy places the organism in Eukaryota, Metazoa, Nematoda, Chromadorea, Rhabditida, Trichostrongylidae.